AAAGCCCGGUAGACUUUCAGAGUUCCUCCUUCCCAUAGCCGAGGGAAGGACGGGUAUUGUGAACUUCGGAGAUCCCUUACUAGAUGGCUGUCCAGGAGUACUACUUAUACUCCUUGGGUGGAAUUUGGAAAGCUGAUGCAGCAACCGGUAUACGACUAUGCAUGACUUGACACGAAUCUUUUCAAGCAAGAGUCUCGAUGUCCAAGCACUUGAAUAAUCAAUACUAGCCAAAAGAUCGACAGUCCUCGACGUUCGAUGAAUACAAUAUAGCCACGAUUAACAACAGGCUACCAUCAACCCGAGUAUAUUUCAAACAAGAGGUCUUCUACUCCAACCUCUGGUGCCAGUUCUUAUUGGCGCAACCAUGGGCUCCGCCCUUGAGAAUCAGGGGCCUCGCGAUGAACGGGGCACUCGCCCUGUCCGCAUCGCGAAUUGCUCUGGGGGCCAAAUGGAACCUGGCUGGCAGAUGCGAAAACAAGCGACUUUGGGCCCAGUCGACUUCAUCACUGGUGACUGGCUAGCAGAGAACAAUCUGGCACAGGAGCAAGCGGCCAUAGCAGCCGGGACAGGCGAAGGAUUCAAGAAGAAUGCCUGGGACGCUCUGCAGCAGAGCAUGGAGGUGGUUGCAGAGAAGGGCAUCAAAGUGGUGAUCAAUGGUGGAGGACUCAAUCCGCAAGCGUUGGCAGUCCAUUGUCAAGAAAUCAUCGACCAACACAAUUAUAACUUGACCGUCGCCUUUGUGUCAGGAGAUAAUUUGGUUGGUCAAGUCAAGAAGACGCUCAAAGAGCAUGGUACUCUGCCAAAUACUUUCCAGGACAUCAACAAUACCGCCCACAAAGAUAUCACCUUCACGGCUGACGACGUGCUGGCAUGUAAUGCCUACAUCGGGGCUCGCGGUAUCGUUAAAGGUCUCGAGAAUGGUGCAGAUAUCAUAAUCUGUGGUCGAGUCGCCGAUGCAUCUCCGGUACUUGGAGCCGCUUGGUGGUGGUAUGGCUGGGCAGAUACCGACUAUAACCGUCUAGCUGGGGCAUUCCUGGCAGGCCACCUCAUCGAGUGUUCUGCUUAUAUCUCGGGUUCCAACUUCUCUGGUUUCCAUCGCUUUCCCCUGGAGACUUUCAUCGAUUCUGGUUACCCUAUAGCCGAGAUCGACGAAGAUGGGUCUUGCACUAUCACCAAGCACCCAGGAACGAAUGGCAUGGUGACGGUCGAUACCGUGAAGUGUCAAUUUCUAUACGAGAUUCAAGGAAACAUGUACUUGAACAGCGAUGUCAAAGCGUUACUCGAUCAUGUGAAGGUGCAGCAAGUGGGAGAGGAUCAUGUUCAUGUUUCCGGCAUUACCGGACGUCCGCCACCUCCCACGACCAAACUGGCCUGUUUCUACAAGGGUGGAUUCGAGUCCCAGAACUUAUCUAAUGCGGCCGGCUAUGCAACACGCAAGAAAUAUGUCCUGUACGAGAAACAGAUUCGCGCGCGUCUCACAGAACAGGGCUUGAAGGAUUCCUUCACCGUCUUGGACUUCCAAGUUGUCGGCUCGCCUCGAGAGAAUCCCACUUACCAAUUAGAAUCUACGACCUACUUCCGCAUUUUUGCACAGGCAGAUUCCCCAGAGCCUCUAUCUGCGCUGAAGCUCCUGUUGGCAGAUGAGACGAUGCAACAUUUUUCGGGUCUCCAUUGGGCGCAGGACCUUAGAACGGCGGAUCCCAAAUCCUUCUACGUCUAUUACCCAUGCAUCGUAUCCCAAGAUGCAAUCGAAGAGGCCGUCCAUAUACUCGGUCGCGGUGGAAAGGUCAAGCAAUCUAUUCAAUGCACGCGUCCUCCCGCCUACGAGGCUAUAGAAGAGCGCGAGUCCUACGAUACACGCGACCCGGUUCCGCUCGACUCAUUCGGACCGACAGUUGCCAUGCCACUUGGCAACAUUGCUCUUGGGAGAUCCGGAGACAAGGGUUCAAACAUCAACUGUGGCUUAUUUGUGGACCGUGCCGAGCUCUGGGAGUGGUUCAGAAGUUUCAUGACUUUGGAAAGAAUGAAGAGCCUGAUUGGUAAGGAUUGGAAAGAAGAAUACCGCUUGGAGCGCGUGCAGUUCCCUGGAAUCUUUGCAGUCCACUUCGUCAUUUACGGUAUACUUGGUCGUGGAGUGAGCAGUUCGACCUUGUUGGAUAAUCGUGGGAAGGGUUUCACAGAUUACAUACGGGCUAAGCACGUCGACGUUCCAGAGCAGUUCUUACAGUGGAGCUGGAAGGAAGAUGAGUAGACGAGGAGCCUGUGGCAACCGUGCUCUCCAGUU
Messenger RNA from Exophiala viscosa, 2284 nucleotides. RefSeq lists its product as uncharacterized. The transcript is spliced from 3 exons. The coding region runs from base 365 to 2251 and encodes 628 amino acids. The record is from RefSeq and is a predicted model, not a curated record. NCBI's taxonomy places the organism in Eukaryota, Fungi, Ascomycota, Eurotiomycetes, Chaetothyriales, Herpotrichiellaceae.